Molecule: messenger RNA, 831 nt
Organism: Camellia sinensis
Lineage: Eukaryota; Viridiplantae; Streptophyta; Magnoliopsida; Ericales; Theaceae
Source: RefSeq, a predicted model, not a curated record
AUGGGAAGGUCGGAGAAAAGGUGCAGAAUUAAAAAUGUGGUUAAGGAUAGGCAGAUUGAUGUUCUUCUUAUUCAAGAGACCAAGCACAGUAAUAUACAAGCCAGAGAUGCAAAAUCAAUAUGGCCAUGGGACAAUAUUGAAUUUCUGGCUGUGGAUGCUGAAGGGAAUUCAGGGGGACUGUUAUGUAUCUGGAAGCCAGAUGUUUUCUUCUUGUCAGAGUGUUGCAGCACCAGAAAUCUCAUCAUCCUAUCAAGUUUCACUCAUGAUCUUUUUGAAUGUAUUGUUCUUAACAUUUAUGCGCCGAAUGAUGCGAUUAGGAAAAGGAAGCUUUGGGAUUCUAUAAUUAAUCUAAAGCAAUAUUUCUUGAAGCCCUGGUGUCUGGGAGGCAAUUUCAAUGAGAUAAGGUACAUGUUUGACAGGAAAGGCUGUAAUAGGCGAGACAGAGGUAUGCUACAGUUUAACAAUUUCAUUGAACAUUUGGCAUUAGUUGAUAUCCCUUUACUUGAGAGAAAAUUCACUUGGUGUAACUCAUUGGAAGGAGAGAGAUGGAGUAAAAUUGAUCGUUUUCUUCUGGAGCCAAUCUGGUUAGAGAAAUAUUGUUUCAAAAUUUGGGGCCUACCUAGGGGAGUUUCUGAUCAUUGUCCCCUACUACUUAUGGAGGAUUCGAGGAAUUGGGGUCCCAGGCCGUUCAAAUUUAUAAAUGCUUGGGUUCUCCAUUCUAACUUCCUAACAAUAGUGGAGAAGUGUUGGGUUGAGUCCUCUGUCCAAGGUUGGGCUAGCUAUAAACUGAUGAGGAAGUUCAGCUUAUUGAAAUUGGAGUUGAAAAAAUAG